This is a messenger RNA of Hydractinia symbiolongicarpus, 1765 nucleotides long. RefSeq lists its product as uncharacterized. Gene Ontology annotation, molecular function: protein binding. The record is from RefSeq and is a predicted model, not a curated record. Lineage: Eukaryota; Metazoa; Cnidaria; Hydrozoa; Anthoathecata; Hydractiniidae. The transcript has 5 exons. The coding region runs from base 64 to 1221 and encodes 385 amino acids.
AUAAAUAAAAAAGCGAAAAUAAACUUAGCAAACUUUUAAACAUCGCCUAAAAAAGUAUUUAAAAUGAAGUUGAAGUGUACCGUUCUAUAUAUCCUAUUUGUUUUCAUACCGAAUAUAACAGGAGUUCCCUUUACGCAAGGUGAACUUAAAUGUGAACGCAUAAAUGUUCCAGAAUGUUUAUUUCUCGCCGACAGAGGUUACAGCUUCAACAAGACAGAAGACAAAACACAAUCAGAAAACAUUAAAAAGUUCAAAAUAUGGUUGAAUGCUGUUGACUUUGAGUGCAGUGAAGCAUUGACGUCAUUCUUAUGCACCGAAAUUUUCCCAACGUGUGACAGAAAACAAGAUGAAGUUAUACGUCCCUGCAGUUCUUUUUGCAGAAAAGUCGAAAGUGGUUGUAAACCCCUGUAUGAUCAUGAACCCCUUAGUGAUUUUAAACCUAGUUGGCCACUUAACUGCAGUCAAUAUCCAAAUGGAGAUGAUACAGAUUGCUUAAAGUAUAGCGAUGUAAACAAGCAGUAUCACAAACAAAAAGAAGUGCAAGGUGUUAUUGAAGGACCCGAGCAUACAAAUUUAGUAAUUCAAUGUGCUAAAGGCUACAUUUUACACAUCACGAAGGUCAGUCACAGUGAUUCAAAGUGUUGUGGAUUAAUUUCGAAAUAUAUCUUGGCCAAUAUAUGUUAUAACAAAACUAUUUGCAAAGUUCAGAACACACAAAGCACAUUUGGAGCUCAUUGUAGAGGAACAGUUGGCACAGUAAAGGUGGAGUACAAAUGCAUAAAAAAGUUGACUGAGAAUCCACUGUGUCUUCGAAAAUGUUUUAAUGAAUUGGAAAAGUUAAAAGUUUUUACACCACUUGGAAGUUUUGCCCCAGAAUGCAGCGCAGACGGUUGGUAUCUACCACUUCAAUGUCAUCAGGGGGAAUGUUUCUGCGUCUUCACUAAAACUGGAGAAGAAGUCCUCGGUACUAGAGUUAAAUCCGGAAAACCAAGAACAUGUGCAAUGACAAAUUGUUUAAGAAUGCGCCAUCAGAUUUGGACCUACGGUCAAAAACGGUCUAUACCAAAGAACGUAUAUCAAAUAACGUCGUGUGACAAGAAUGGAAAAUUUGAGCAACUGCAAUGUUGGAGAGGUGGGUGUUGGUGUGUUGAUCCGGAAACAGGAAAAGCUUUGACAUCAACGUCCAAAUCAAGGACCAGCUGUCAAACAAAGAAGAACUAAAUUCGCAAAAGGAGUAGGGUUAUUUUCGUUUUUAAUUGUUCUUUUCUGCAAGACUUUCUCGGCCAUCCGAGCACCUGGCUACUUCAAUAAAUUUUUGUUUAAAAAAUUGACGUGUUUAUAUGAGAACAAUGCAGCACGUCUUGACAAUCUCUCGGUUAAAUUUACAAAGAUUCAAGCGGGAUAAUUUUUUAUGUAAACACACUCUAUACCAAGCCAGACGAAGCAGGCGAUGCAGGCGAUAUGGUUUUUAUGAUUAAAAAAUCAUUUUAGUUUGUUUUAGGAUUUUUGUUCUGCAAUUGUUUCAAACCAGCUCAUGUAAACGAGAUAAUUUUAUGGCAUACAAACAGAGGCUAUAAACCUGCUGAGCAGGUGUUCCAGGUUGAUUUGUCAAACAAGCAUGCGUCCAUAUAAACUCUAUAUAAACAUUUUAAUACUUCAACAGAUAUUCAUUAUUUUGUUUAUAGUAAUAUUGAUAGUGAUUGAUAAUUUUAUAUUCAGUUUGUUUGUACCGUUUUACCAGAAGACUUGAUCUAGAAUAAUGAAA